CGAGGGCAGACUGAGAGUCAUUGAGAUGCAAGUCGAGGAGCACAGAAACCAGAUGCAGCGAGUCGUGCACCAAUAUACAGACCUGGAGGCCAAACUGACGGCUGCUGAUUUGAAGGGUCAGAGAAAGAAAGUGGAAAAACUGCAGAAGGACAGUGAAGAGUUGAAGACAAGAACGACUGAAGUGCAGAAUAAGCUUGGAGAGACAGACGCUGAAGUGAAGUCCCUGCAGGCUGCUGAUCAAGAGCUGGAGACCAGACUGAACGCCACUGACGUCCAGACAGAGACGCACAGAAACCUGCUGUCCCAAAUACAGGUGGACGUUCUGGAGAUUGAGUUCAAACUGGAGGCCAGUGAGGGUGUACACAUGAAACUGAAUAACCGACUGGAAGACACUGAGAAACAAGUGGAGGCGCUGAAGACUGUGGAUCAAGAGCUGGAGGCCAGACUGAAUGCCAGCGAUAUCGAAGGCCAAAACACUCGAGUGGAGCAACUGCAGAAGGAAAGCAGAGAGCUGAACAUCAGACUGACAGAGCUGGGAGGGAAGUUUAGAGAUGUGGAGUCAGACGUGAGAGCACUGCAGACGGCUGAUCAAGAGCUCGGGUCCAGAGUGGAAGCCGGUGAGGGGUUAGUGAAGAAGAUGAACGAACGUGUUGAAGUUACUGAAACCAAAAUGGAAAAACUGGAGAAAAUAAAUCAAGAUUUGGACGCCAGACUGAAAGCAGCUGAGAGUCUGAGCCAGGAGAUGAAGACAGAGCUGGAACAAACAGAGGCCGACAUGGAGGCACUAAGAGCAGCAGAUAAAGAGCUGGAAGCCAAACUGGAAACGAGUCAAACUCUCCAAAAGGAGCUUGAAGAUAAAGUUGAGCAAACUGCUGCAGCGGUGGAGGAGGUGAAGGCAACAAUGACUGAUGAUAAAGUGGCGUUCACCGUGGCUCUGGAGGAGAAUCAAGAGUUCAUUGGGCCGUUCGAAACAGAGACCACGCUCAUCUACAAGAAAGUCAUCACCAACAUAGGAGACAGCUAUGAUCCCACCACAGGAGUGUUCACAGCUCCAGUCAGCGGGGUCUACCACUUUACCUUCUACUCUCACGCUAAUGGAGAAAACCCUGGAUUUUUAAUCUUGCACAAAAACAAUGAGGUGAUUGUUGGCACGGCGGAGCACCCAACCGUCUCUGACAUUACCGAUAAUGGCUCCAACGGGGCGGUGCUGCUUCUGCAGAGAGGAGACCAGGUCGAUGUGCGCAUGGAAGCAAAGUCCUGGGUCUGGGCAGACAGCGAGCGCAACCUCUGUACCUUCACUGGUAUUCUGCUGUACAGUACACCAGGUGAUGUCCCUGAAACCACUGUGUAACUUU
Molecule: messenger RNA, 1355 nt
Organism: Notolabrus celidotus (New Zealand spotty)
Lineage: Eukaryota; Metazoa; Chordata; Actinopteri; Labriformes; Labridae
Product: tropomyosin-like
Exons: 12
Coding region: 26-1351 (441 amino acids)
Molecular function (GO): protein binding
Source: RefSeq, a predicted model, not a curated record